UCUCUCUCUCUUUCACACUCUCUCGCUCUCCCUCUCUCUCUCUCUCUUUCACACCGUCUCUCGCUCUCUCUCGCUCUCUCUCUCUCUCUCUGCGAGAACUUCUCUGCAAAUUGCAUGCAGACUUUCUGCAUCAGAUGUCUGUGGGAGGACCUCCUCCCAGGACCAGCGGGCUGGCGGACUGGACCGACGCUCCAGCAGAGCUCUCCGUGGACUAAGCGCAGGCUGACGGCGGGAUUAUUCGCGGAGAGAGCACCGCGGGAGCAUGGCCCGUAUGGCGAAGACCCCCCUGAGGAGGUCCUUCAGCGACCACGUGAAGGUCUCCACCAACAAGGCCUGGGACAUAUUCUGGAAGAGCGCCCGGGAGAAGCGGCUGUCAGAAAUUGAAGCAAAGGAAGCGUGUGAUUGGCUCAGAGCAGCGGGCUUCCCCCAGUACGUGCAGUUGUUCAGAGACUCCCAGUUUCCCAUUGAUAUAGACUGGGUGAAGAGCGACCACCAGUUCCUGGAUAAAGACGCCGUAGACUCACUCUGCAGGAGGCUGAGCACCUUAAACAGGUGCGUGGAGAUGAAGCUGGAGACGCACCGGUCCAGGAGGAGGAGCGAAGACUCGGAGGAGGACGAGCCGUGCGCCAUCAGCGCCCGGUGGGCCUUCGAGCGGGGGACCCGGCGCUGGUCCCGGCAGGAGGGCCUGGAGUUCCUGCCCUCGCCCGACAGCCCCAGCGCGGACACGCCGUCGCCGCGGGAACCGCCCUUCCGCGACGAGGCCGGCUCGCCGCACAGCUCCGGCGAGAGCAACGGCGGCUGCGGCACCCCGAAAACCCCGGAGGACCCCGAAACCAGCCGGAGCUCCUCCCGCUCCUCCUGCCAGCCCCCCUCCCUGGACGGGUCCCUCAGCGCCCCCCCGUCGCCCGGCGACACCCCCGGCCCGGGGAGCGAGGAGCGCCUGGCGGACAGGCCGCCCAGGAAGAGGGGGCGGAGCCUGAUGCGUAAGAUGGAGAAGCUGCGUCUCCGUGGCGGCACGCUGAGGCCUCCGUCUCACGGCAACAAGGCCCGGGUGCUGAUCAGCGGGCCGGUGCUGCAGGACGGAUUCGACGAGGAGAAGCUCGCGCGCCUGCGCUGCCUGGACCUGUCCGAGCUUCGGGACGGGCCCGCCAGCCCCCCGUCCUCCCCCCCCCGCUCCGGGAGCGCCAGCCCUUCCCUGCCCAGCAGCACCGUCAGCACGCCCAGUCCCGUGACCCGGGUCCGCAGCCAUCGCCAACGGGCCCCGCCCCUCGACCAGAGCCCGACCCGGCACACGGACGACCAGGCCUACCAGAACCAGAACCAGAACCAGAACCACCGCCAGGAGCACGUGGCCUUCCAGGUCCCGCCGGGCCACAAGCCCGGGACGUUCCCCACGGCGCUGACCCACAGCGUCCUGUGCCCCAUCGACAACACCUCCGUCAACUGGCGGACGGGCAGUUUCCACGGUUACCGAGGCCGGCAGUGCCUGAGCAGCGGGUCGAAGGAGCGCGGCCUGGUCUGCAGCCCGCUGGCGUCCCCAACCGACAAGCGCGGCAGCGUCUACGACAACGUCCCGGGGGGGCCGGCGCACGGGCGCACCGUAAGCGACCCCCCCGUGUGGACGGGGAGGGGGGGGGAGGACGCCGACGCCGACGACGACGUGUUCUCCGCGCUGGACAGCGUCAUGGAGCGCAUCAGCGGCCUGCAGCAGCUGGUCACCGCCUGGAGCGAGAAGCUGUCGGACGACGGAGACUCCGACUCCGCCCACACCGGCUCCGGCUCCUCCCCCUGCCCGCCCUCUCCCAGGGACAUCCACCUGGAAAUCGAGAAGCACCGGGGGGCCGGCUCCACCCCCCCGGACGGAGACCGGGAGAACUGCGACCAAACCCCCGAAGAGUCCGAGCCCGAGCCCGAGCCCGCGAGCGAGCACUACUCCGGAGAGCGGCCAUCUCCACAACACAGAAGGCUGGGUCGGCUCCACUGGACCAGUGAACAGGAGCUGCACCCAGACCCCCCCACAACUGGGAUCGAGGGGCAGCCUGCGGUCCACAUCAACCUGCUGCAGAAACUGUCCCUGCUGAGACUCACCGCGCUCAUGGACAAGUUCUCGCCCUCCAGCAAGCAGGGCUGGAGCUGGACUGUUCCAAAGACCAUGAGGAAGACGAGGGCCCCGGAGUCCUGGGACGGAAGGGUAUUUGGGGUUCCCCUGCUUCAGAGCGUGCAGCAGACGGGGUACCCCCUACCCCCCGGCAUCCUGAAGGCCCUGCACUACCUGAGAGCAGAGGGCCUGGACCAGGUGGGGUUGUUCCGUAAGUCCGGAGUGAAGUCUCGGAUCCAGGCCCUGCGGGAGAUGGUGGAGGCCGACCCGGCAGGCGUGAGCUACGAGGGCCAGUCUGCGUACGACGUGGCUGACAUGGUGAAGCAGUACUUCAGGGACCUGCCCGAGCCCAUCUUCUCCAGCAAGCUCUGCGAGUCCUUCCUCCACAUCUAUCAGUACUUCCCGAAGGACCAGCAGUUCGCCGGCGUGCAGGCGGCCAUCUUCCUCCUGCCGGACGAGAACAGGGAGGCCCUGCAGACCCUCCUCCUCUUCCUCAGGGAUGUGGUGGCGUGCGCCAAGGAGAACCAGAUGACCCCGACGAACGUGGCGGUCUGCCUGGCUCCAUCGCUCUUCCACCUGAACAGCCUGAAGAGAGACAGCACCACCAGCAGCAGGUCGAGCCACAGGAAGCACAGCCUGGGCAGGCCAGACCAGAGGGACCUGAGUGAGAACCUCGCUGCCACACAGGGGCUGGCUCACCUGGUGGCGGAGUCCGCUCACCUCUUCCAGGUACCAAGGGACUGGCUGAUGCAGAACCAGGGCAUUCUGGGAGAUGAAGUUCUCCAGCCGGGGGACGGGUGGCAUUUCCCGCCGGACCUCAGCGAGGCGGAGCAGGACCAGCGUGAGGCGCUAGACCUCUGCGUUCAGGACGUCCUGCGGGAGGCCAGGGAGGGGUUCCGCGGCUGGGCGCCUUUCUCCAGCCCAAAUAGUGUCGACCUGGCGUUCAGAAAGGAGGAGGACGGGCUCCCCCUGCGCUCCUGGAAGGCGGUGGUGGAGGUGGAGGCGCCGGUGGAGGAGGCGCUGCACCUCCUCCUGCGGGAGCAGCAGGUUUGGGAGGAGGAGCUCCAGCACUGCGGCGUGAUCGAGAGGCUGGGCGAGGACACCGAGGUGUACCGCUACACCCUGCAGGGGGUGGGGGCGCGGCCCCCCCUGGACCACGUGCUGCUCAGGACCUGGCAGCGCGACCCGUCGUCGGGGGCUACCGUCCUGGCCGCGGCGUCGACCGAGCACCCCGACGCCCCGCCCCGGGGGGUGAGAGCGCAGGUGCUCACCUGCGUACACCUGCUGGAGCCGCUGGGCACCGGGAGGGCGCGGCUCACACACGUCUGCCGCACGGACACCAGGGGGCGCUCACCAGACUGGUACAACAGAGUGGCCGGAUACCUUCUGGCACUGAAGCUGGGGAAAGUUAGAGACUCCUUCAGACCAGACGUGAAAGAGAUGAAAAUAUGAGUGCAGCAGCAAGGGAAGGUUCAAGCACUUGAAGACUCUUUACCUGCUUUCCAACAGAAAUAACUAAACACACAACCUUCAGAGAACUUACAGAAAGGGUCAAAAGGGUACCCCAGCCACCCAAAAGCUGUGAGAAAAAUGACACCUCCAGACAAACGGUUUUUAGAAUCGUCAGAUCAUCAGAGCUGACGAGGACCGUCUGAGUAAUGAAACGUCUCGUCUUGUUUGACUGAAUGAUCGAAGGGCAGAGCGUUUCAGGAGAGUUUGAGCUCUACGAUCUUGCUCGUUAUUUUAGACUGAAAGCAAGUCUUCUGGGACAGCCCACAGACACAGAGUUCAAACCUACCUCUUCGAGGACUUGAUUGCUGACUGAGCAAAUGACUUCUGCAGAGAAACGUUGUUGUAUUCAUGUGAGGAAUGUUAAUCACGCUUUGAAGACUUGCUGUGCGCUGGUAAGAUUAUUUUGAGAAUUAUUCAUCCUGAUAUUCAACAAGACGUUGCUGUUCCUAUAAUUCUAACAUUCACAGCUGAUCUCCACUGACCGUGUUCAAUCAGAUAAAUUCUUUAUCUUUGUGUAUUUCUGAUUCGACAUGCAAGUAUUUUUGGACCAAGACGUUUAUUGCAAGCCUUCCAAGUUCUAACAUCCAAAGAUAUUGUAUAGGAUUAUGCAUACAGUUCAAAAGUUUUUUGCAAGAAGGUAUGUUUAUGGGUGUACAUAUUCAAAAUGUGUUAUAUGAAAAAUUUUAUUCGAAAGACAAAGUUAAUUUUUAAGAUUAUUUAUCAAAAUGCUUUUAUUAAAUCUUUAUUAAAAAUGUAUAGUGAACAAAUGAUUUUCCCCCCUUUUGUAAAUGUGUUAGUAAAAAUGUAAACCUUCAAAUGA
Anguilla anguilla (European eel) is the source of this 4430-nucleotide messenger RNA. RefSeq names its product rho GTPase-activating protein 7. Gene Ontology annotation, biological process: signal transduction; regulation of Rho protein signal transduction; actin cytoskeleton organization. Gene Ontology annotation, molecular function: GTPase activator activity; lipid binding; protein binding. The record is from RefSeq and is a predicted model, not a curated record. Lineage: Eukaryota; Metazoa; Chordata; Actinopteri; Anguilliformes; Anguillidae. Bases 263 to 3550 code for a protein of 1095 amino acids. The transcript has 14 exons.